This is a messenger RNA of Funneliformis caledonium, 407 nucleotides long. NCBI's taxonomy places the organism in Eukaryota, Fungi, Glomeromycota, Glomeromycetes, Glomerales, Glomeraceae. The record is from the annotation of a GenBank genome assembly.
CUAAGAAAAAACAAGGAGCUUUUUUGGAAUUUUCUGUCUCUAUUAGAUCACUUUUUUGGAAAGAUUGUGCGAAUACAGAUGCUCGACAAUUUGAUUUUUCUGGAAGUAAUGAUGAACUUAUGAUUACAUUAUCAAGUGUUAACAUCAUCACCAUCUUUAGAUUUAAGCAUAGAUACAUAGUUAAUCGUAAACUCGAGAACCUUGCAUUGAAUUCAGUGAUUGAUCCACUUACAUCAAUUUAUUUAAUGCGAAACACCAGAGAAAGUCUUGGGAUGACACCGACGAACAGAUUUGCCACCGAUAGAUUGAUUGAUGCCGCGUUUCAAAUCUGCAUAAAAACUCGUCAUUAUGAAUCUUAUCAUUACAAUCUAUCAAAAGAAAUCUGGAAAUGGAAUUUGAUUAUUUAA